Molecule: messenger RNA, 1589 nt
Organism: Linum tenue
Lineage: Eukaryota; Viridiplantae; Streptophyta; Magnoliopsida; Malpighiales; Linaceae
Source: the annotation of a GenBank genome assembly
AUCAAUUGGUUGUACAUAAUACACAAACCACGCCGCUCUGCUCUGCUCUAGAGCGAGAAAGAAAGAAAGAAAGAAAGAAGAGCAAUCACCAAUGGCAAACACACCAGCUCCACACAUUCUUGUCAUCCCAUUCCCAUCCCAAGGCCACGUAAUCCCACUAAUGAAGCUCUCUGUCCGCCUGGCGACCCAAUUUGGGUUCAGAAUCACAUUCCUCAACUUGCAGCAGUCCAAACAAGUCAACGGUGGGAAUCCCAUCAUACGCAUGCUUCACAUCCUUGAAGGCCAAGGGAACAACAACAAGUCAACACAAUCGGUGCAGAGGUUGAUGCCUGGUAGAGUCGAGGAGCUGAUUGACCAAAUGAACGCCACGGGAAGUGACGCCAUCACCUGCGUACUUGCCGACCAGACCAAUGGAUGGGCUUUUGAGAUCGCAGUAAAGAGAGGGAUCAGGAGGGUCGGGUUCUGCCCUGCCGCUGCUGCCAUGGUGGCCGUGCAGUUCAGCAUCCCGAGGCUCCUUCGAGAUGGGAUCAUCGAUCAACAAGGCGCUCCAACCAAAGAUGACCAAACGGUCAAACUCGCUCAGGAAAUGCCAGCACUGAGGCCGUCGGAGUUCGUAUGGAACUGCUUCGGCGACCAGAAUACUAGGAAGCACAUGUUCGAAUUGGUGCUCAGAAGCACAGAGUCAAUGAGGUCGGCGGAUUGGUUGCUCUGUAACUCGGCUCACGACAUCGAGCCCGGCUCGUUCGGUUCGAUCCAAACCCUCUUACCGAUCGGCCCGCUCGAAUCGAUACCGUCAUCAUUUGGAAGCUUAGAAGGAGAGGAGGAUCAAGUGUUGCUGAAUUGGUUGGAUCAACACCCGCCCGAUUCGGUCAUUUACGUUGCAUUCGGAAGCACCACCCGGUUCGACCCAGCCCAGCUCGAGGAACUCGCGCUCGGGCUGGAACUCACGAACAGGCCAUUUUGCUGGGUGGUUAGGUCCGACCACAUAACCCCUGAGAUAAAACCAGUUCUGGACAGAGUGGGCGGGCCGGGGAAGAAACAGGGGAAGAUAGUCAGUUGGGCGCCUCAGGAGAAAGUAUUGGGGCAUCCAUCGGUGGGUUGCUUCGUGAGCCACUGCGGCUGGAAUUCCACCAUGGAAGGGUUGGCUAAUGGAGUCCCGUUCCUUUGCUGGCCUUACUUUGCGGACCAAUUUCUGAAUGCGAGCUAUGUCUGCGACGUUUGGAAGGUUGGGUUGAGGCUUGAGAGAGAAGACGGGAAUGGGAUGAUGGUGGUCACGAAGGAGGAGAUUAGGAAGAAGGUGGAUCGACUGGUUGGGAGUGUAGAGCUGAAGGAGAGGAGUUCGGAGAUUAAGAGGAUGGUGAGGGAUAGUGUUGGAGAAAGGGGCAGCUCCACCCAGAAUUUGAUGAAAUUUGCGGAAUGGGUUAGAGGUUUGUGAUUUUUUUAAGUAAAAGUACCGAGAAAUUGUGAUUUGGUUUAGUAGUAAUAUCACUUGUUGUUGUACCAUUUCACUCGAAUUAUCAUGAUCUUAAAAACGGUUAGGAAUUUUAUUUAGUCUAUCUCCACAUCAUAUAUAUAAUAAUUUAUUGGGG